AGUCCAAGUUCCAGUCUAAGAUGGAGGAUCCAGAGAGGAGUAACAUGAGUAGUCUGGACCUGUACUCAGACAUGAUCGGAGAGACGGAAGGAAUGAAUGUACAAGGGAGGAGAACAACACAGGAACACAGCAUCAUGAGCUCCAUGGAUCUGUACGAAGACAUGCUCGGAGAGACAGAAGAAAUUACUGAAGAGGCAGACCUGUAUUCAGACAUGCACGGAGAGACAGAAGGAAUGAGUGUAGGAGGGAGGGGACAGGCCGAGGAACACAGCGUCAUGAGCUCCAUGGAUCUGUAUGAAGACAUCAUCGAGGAAGAGCGAGAAAAUGAGAAGUUUGAAGAGCUAAGAAGCGAGGUCACCAAGACAGCAGGACAGAUGGAGGAUCUGAUGGCUCAGAUGGAAGAUAUACAGUCAGAGAAACAGACCCUUGCUGCAGAGAACCAGGCCCUGAAGAAGAACAUCUCUGCUCUGUUUGUCACAGCAAAGGCAGAACUGGACAGGAAACAGAAGGAGAUCGCACGGCUCAGGGCAGAUUUGGAAAUGAUGCAAAUGAGGAGAGGAGCACCCAGAAUCCCUUACUCUGCCAGGCCUUCUGAUAACAGAGAUGACCACAGCAGACCUGGACCCUCUGCUAGAGACCCCAAAGCCACUAGAGAGGCCAGCUCAACUCAGAGAGACCUGGCAGACAGGCAUCAAGGUGCCUGCAGACAGAGCAACAUUGGAAGUUAUCACCAGGAAAAGUCUCCAGAGAGAGAAAGUAGAAGAGAAGGACCCUCUGGUAGAGACUCUAAACCCACAAGAGAGGCCAGUUCAAUUCAGAGGGACAUGACAGGCAGGCAACAGUCUUAUCCGCAAGUAAAUCUCCCAGACACAAGUAGAAGGGAAAGAACUGAUGACUUGAAGUCAAAUCCUGAUCACAGCAGACCUGGGUCAUUAAGUAGAGAGUCCACCAUCACACAAGAGGCCAGUUCAAGCCACAGUGACCUAAAAGACAGGCAGCAUCAACAUGGGAAACGUAACAACAUGACAAGUCAUCAGCAGGGAGAGUCUCCAGAUGGAGAAAGAAGUAGAAAAGAAGUAGCUGAUGUCUUAAAGUCACAUCCUGAGCACCACAGGACACAGACUGGAGACUUAAGAUGUUCUCAGUCUCCUGAGAGAGACAAGGACAGGAGAGAUGGUGCCAGGAAUAGGGCAUGUCGCUCCAAACAUUCAAAACCUGAGCUAAAAAGUAGAGAAACAAAAGAACAGACAGCUCAUAAAAUAGUCAGUGUACAUGCUACAGAAAGGACAUCUGGAGAAGGGCGUAAGCCCAGACAGGUAAGCCAGGAUACAGAUAAACUAGAAACAAAAGAAAGAGAAGCGAUUGAAGGCACAGAUAAAAAAGCAUCUCAACAUGUUCAUGCUCAAGAAAAAAGUAAGUCAACUGAAUACAGAGAUGAGGUGACAAGUCCUCACGGCCCGCACACGCCGUCUUCUCCUUACCCUUUCUCUGAGGAAGAAGUAAAGGUGGGCCAAACGUCUCCUAAGGAAGCUGUGACAGGAGGUCCAAAGACUCCUCCAGAACCUUACCCAUAUGAAGAUGCUGUGAGUAGGAACUUAAGAAAUUACAAAGAUAAGCAUCACAAACAAGAAGGGAGGAAAAAAAGGGUGGCGGAUGAUGAGAGUAGAAGACAUUCUGGGGAAGGGAAGAAAGAUUCUGCCUACUGCUCAUCUGGGAGUGAGAGCCUCUCUAGAAACAGUCGGGAAAAAAGUGUUGAAGAUAAGAGAGAGGAAGAUGAAAAAUACAGAAGGAGAAAGGAUAUCUCUAAAGCCGACCUAAAAUCAAGGAAACAGUCCGGAGAUUCAUCCAGAGAAAAACAUGAGAAUGAUGGUAGAAGUAGUCAUGAAAAAAGUUCAGAAGACAAGAGAACAGAGAGUGACAAAGACGGAGGGAGAGAACACAUCUCUAAGGGUGAUUUGAGACAGAAACUACAUGUACGUCAGAAGAAAGAGUCCAGAAAUAGGUCCCAAGAAAGAUCUUCUGAUGAUUAUAAAAGGAGGGACCAUGACAAAAGGAGAGCAGAUGAACAGAGAGAUCAUAACUCAAGGAAAAGUAAGGAAGACAGGCAUGGGAAGGAAUCUGAUGGCAGGACAACAGAGAGGGGGAGGAGAAAACACAGGGAGGAAAGAUCUACAGAGAGGGACAGAAGUAAUGCCAGACUGCAGAGGGAGGAGAGGAGGAACUCCUCAAGAGGAGACAAAAGUGACAGGAGCCAACCUUCUAGGGACACAAGGGAGGCUCACAAAAGAAAGAGGUCAUCUUCAGGUGAGCUGAGACGUCUUGAAGAAAGAACAAAAGUCUCACCUCCAAGGAAGAAGCAAUAUGGGAAGGAUUCUGAUGGACGUCAACAGUCUCGGGAAAUGAAAAAGUCCAGCUCAAGACACAGGGACAGGUCUGAAGGAAGAGACAAGGAGAGGUUAAGACGGAGAAGCAGUGAAAGGGCAGACCGUCUCCAUGACAACAGCAAGGAGCCUGACAGAAGGGGUCAUAGGUCAAAGUUCGUGAGCUACAGAUACAGGUCUGAAGACAGUGAUGGUGACCCUGACAGGUACCGAUCUCUGAGCGUGGAGACUAACUCAACAUCGGGAAGCAGUUCAGCUUGUAGUGUUGCUGCCCUUAAUGAUGUUCAGAAAUACUUACCUACUAGCUUUGAGGGCAGUCUUCGCGCUUCGAGGAGUCGGGAAGCUGGACUGCAAGAGAGCGGAACAGCUUUGACAAGUCCUGUUGGAGGCAGUUAUAUCAGUGAAGAGCCAUUGGUUGACAUGGUAGGAGAGGGGACAGGAGUUUUAGAUGGACAAGCCAAAGAAGAGAAGAGUCAGAAACAGUACAGGGGCAAUGAUGAACACUUGACCAGUCCUCUAAGAGGCAGGGAUGACAGAGGAAGAUCCUCACAGAACAGCCCUGACUGUGCCACUGACAGGACAGAAGCUGUAAGCAGCCAGCAUUCAGUACCAGCAAGUGAUCAACUCCAGGCAACACGUGAUGAAAGUGAGAUGGAAGAAGUGACCAGCACCACAACUGAGCAGCCAGACAGAAGAGCAACAGUCAGAGAAAAGCUUCUUUCCGAGAGUGCUGAAGAGUUGGGCAUGAUCUUCGCUCCCGUGAAGAGGAAGAGGGAAGAUGCCAAACAGGAAUAUGUAAGUUCCCCUGCUGCUAAGAAGAAAAAGGCUGCCCAGAACUCUCCAACGAAAAAGACAAGACUGUCUCCAAGGAAGAAUCUGAAGGAAAGUCCAUCCAAGAAAGUCACAUGUAGUCCUACGAAGUCUCCUCAAAAGAUCCCUCAGGAAGGUGAAGACUCAACUGAAAUUACUCCAAGCACUUUUGUGUCUCCUCCAAAAACUCCUAAGAAGUCCCCGCAAACGUCUCCUAAGAAGGCAGCUACAUCUCCGCACAAGAGUUCAAAGAAGGUCUUCAAGUCCCCUCAGAAGACGCCCAGGAAAUCAUCAGUAGGCACUCCCAAGAAGAAGUCUAAGUCACCGAAGAAGACAGAAAACCUGGUGGAGAAGUGCAGGAGCAUCGUGUGGACAGGGAAGAGCGCCCGAGGGAAGACCGUCAACCUCUUCCACAUCGAGUACGAGACGGGGGACCACUCGGCGCGGGAGGUGUUCCGCAACUCGCCCCUCCUCAGCCCGGUGAAGCCCCCCACCCCCCUGCUGAACCUGAGUGCCAGGAGCAGCGAUGUGGAACCCCCCAGCGGUGAGGACUCCUGUAGCCUCCCCCUCCCCGCCAUCAGCGCUCAGCUCAAGACAGAUAACAAACUGGAGAUGGAGCGACCAGUGCCUUGUUACCAUGGCAACCUCGGUUUCAGCGGUCUCCAUGGCAACACAGGUACUUCUUCACAAAGCAGAACAGAAACAGUGAGCCUACAGCAAAGAGAGCAGAGAUUAUCAGAGAGUUCCAAAAUUGUUGACAAUCUCGGCUUCAGCGGUCUGCAUGGCAAUGCAGGUACUUCUUCGCAAGAUAGAACAGAAACAGUGAACUUACAGCACGAAGAGCAGAGAUUAUCUGAAAGUUCGAGAAUUGUUACAUCAUUGCUACCUCCUAUUGCAUCAAGUGAAGACACUUGCAGGAGUGGGUCUUCUAUAGAGGAGCAAGACUUCCCCAGCACACAAGUUCCUUUCAGCAGAGGGCUUUCUGAGAUCUCCGAGAUGCAACAACCUGUCUCUGUCCAUCUCCCUACAAAUGAUUCAAAACAGCAGACCAACUCAUCCGAAUCAACCGGGCCGUUUGAGGUCAGUAUAAAUGCUGGGGAUGCAACCAAGUCAUCAUCUUCGGAUUCAAACUGUGAGGACAAUAUGCUAACGCAAGAUGGCCACACAUCCCUGCAAAAAUCAGGAGAUGACAAAGGUGAGGAACUUGUUUCAACAGAGGACAACAGUGCAGAGGAUUCUGGAAAAGGAAAGGAAAGGGAAGAGCUGCACUUGAAAACUGAUGGGGAUCUCCGAAGAAGUGUCGAAUCUAGUUUGCUCAGUAUAAGCAACGAGUUCGACUCCAGUACAGCAAACCUUUCCAACGAGGAGCUCUUUGCUGUCGAGGUGCUCGCACAACUCGCUGCUGCAGCAAAAACACCAACACAAAGCCCUGUGAAGCCUGGGUUUUCCCUUCAACAGAUGUCCCCUCAGAAACGUGUCACCAAGAAAAGCCCAAUGAAGGUAGCCGUGACAGGGUCAACGCCCUUCAGGUUGUUCUCCCCAGGGAGAAUGGAACCUACCAUUGCAGCAGAAGUAGAGGUGGGGUCAGGGUGUACUCCUAAAAAGGGCUCGAGGCAGAGAAAGGGAAUGGAUUCACCAUUUAUUCCUCCUCAGCAAUCAACCUCAAGUAACAAAACAGAAAAGGACAGACACAUUAGCAAGAAGGGGAAGAAACACAAGAAGGGCAGUGAAAAAGUCUUAAAGGAAGAUGAAAUUAUGUUAAACCACCUUAAAAGGGACAGAAAUGAUUCAAAGCUGUUUGAAGAAGUUGUAGCAAUGUCUGAAGAAGACAAUAAAAACAGUAAAUCCAAGAAGGCAAAACAAGACAAAGUGCCUCCGCUUGAAGUCAAGCCCUUAAGAUCCAGCCCAAGGAAGCCACAUGGUGACAUUGCUGAUGCUGCAAAACUUCAUAAACCAAGCCCAAGAAAAAGUCCCAGAAAGGCCAGUACUGCGACUCCUGUGAAAAGCAGGGAAGCAACGAAUAAGAAAAAAUCUCCUACCAAAAGUAUCACCUCAACAACAACAACAGACAUCAGCAAACAGAAGACAAAAGACUCCAAACAAGGAGGAAAAGUUGAAGCUAGCCUGCAAGAAAGCAAAACUUUUACACAACAUGAGGAAAACAAAGCCAGAGAAUCAAGCACAAGUCCUCCUACACCGGGAAAUGAUGAACUUGCAGCAAUCUGA
This is a messenger RNA of Branchiostoma floridae (Florida lancelet), 5417 nucleotides long. RefSeq names its product microtubule-associated protein futsch-like. NCBI's taxonomy places the organism in Eukaryota, Metazoa, Chordata, Leptocardii, Amphioxiformes, Branchiostomatidae. Gene Ontology annotation, cellular component: mitochondrion; PML body. Gene Ontology annotation, biological process: extrinsic apoptotic signaling pathway via death domain receptors; Fas signaling pathway. The transcript is spliced from 7 exons. The coding region runs from base 21 to 5417 and encodes 1798 amino acids. The record is from RefSeq and is a predicted model, not a curated record. Gene Ontology annotation, molecular function: transcription corepressor activity.